Notothenia coriiceps (black rockcod) is the source of this 7250-nucleotide messenger RNA. It is a transcript of the gene adgrl1a, whose product is annotated as adhesion G protein-coupled receptor L1a. Gene Ontology annotation, biological process: adenylate cyclase-activating G protein-coupled receptor signaling pathway; cell surface receptor signaling pathway; heterophilic cell-cell adhesion. Gene Ontology annotation, molecular function: G protein-coupled receptor activity; carbohydrate binding; latrotoxin receptor activity. Gene Ontology annotation, cellular component: presynaptic membrane; axon; plasma membrane. NCBI's taxonomy places the organism in Eukaryota, Metazoa, Chordata, Actinopteri, Perciformes, Nototheniidae. The transcript is spliced from 26 exons. The record is from RefSeq and is a predicted model, not a curated record. The coding region runs from base 786 to 5363 and encodes 1525 amino acids.
GAUCCGCUCGGUGCGUCAGGACGCACAACAUAACCGCUGAUGGCCUGUGUAGACUAUCCGACUUUGAACGGGUGAUUUCCAACCGUUUAGCUUUUUUGAGACUGCAUCAGCACAUAAAGGUGAAUAAUAGACGACAGUUUGAAAAGGAAGCGUUCUGCGUGCAGAUUCAUAGCAGACCUCCAAGAGUCUGAUUUAUAUUACGCAGACGUUUUGCGACGGUGGCACAUUUGCUUACCGAAGGACGGACAACACGAUAACAACUUCAUGUGUGUUAUUAUUCAUUUCCUUGACCACGUAACGCCGUAGAAACUCCCAUGUUAUUACUGUUGAUAAGCAGCAGGACAAUGGUGUCGUCGCUUUUAUUUAUUUUAAUGCCCACACAGGCGCAUUUUCGCGAGAAUCUGCUCUGUCCAUGAGGAUUUCCCCCUACUGCCUUUAUCAUAUUUGAAGUCGGGAGGAUUUUCCCCCUCUCUCGUUUUUCGUUGGUUUGUCUUUAAGAUAGCAGGCUAUUCCUUUUUAAUUCUUAUGCAUCCGCACGAAGACGGGACCUGAGAGGAGAAAACGAGUGAUAACCAGAGGGGAAGAGAAGGGGAAGGAGGCAAGUGAGGAGGGAAGCGAGAAUGAAUGAGACACACUGAGGCAUCAAGAAAAGGAGAUUGGAGGAAUCAAGGACCACCCUCAGGGAGGGUGUAAGCUGAGGACCUGACGCCCCGCUCCCCUGUGCCUGCUGACCGCCUCUACGCUUUACCCCCGCCCCUCGCCUUGCCCCCUGCUUAGCCUCCACCAUGGCUCUGGCAGUGUGUAUCAUCUUAGCUUGUGCUGUGGCUUUCAACAAUGUCGCCCCUUCCUCACCAGCCCUGAGCCGGUCAAUGAUGCCCUUCGGCUUGAUGCGUCGAGAGCUGGCGUGUGAAGGCUACCCGAUCGAGCUGCGCUGCCCUGGAAGCGAUGUCAUCAUGAUCGAAACGGCCAACUACGGCCGCACUGAUGACAAGAUCUGUGACGCAGACCCCUUUCAGAUGGAGAAUGUGCAGUGCUACCUGCCCGACGCCUUCAAGAUAAUGUCACAAAGGUGUAAUAACCGCACCCAGUGUGUGGUUGUAGCGGGGUCCGACGUGUUCCCAGACCCCUGUCCAGGGACCUACAAGUACCUGGAGAUCCAGUACGAGUGUGUCCCCUACAAAGUGGAUCAAAAAGUCUUUGUGUGUCCGGGGACACUUCUGCGGAUUCAGGCGGCCAGCUCUCUGCAGGAGGCAGAGCAUCAGGCAGGCGCGUGGUGUAAGGACCCGCUGCAGUCUGGAGACCGUCUGUACAUCAUGCCCUGGACUCCCUAUCGCACCGACAUGCUGUUUGAGUAUGCCUCCUGGGAAGACUUCAAACAGAACCGAGCCACCACCACCUACAAGUUGCCCAACAGAGUUGACGGCACAGGGUUUGUUGUGUACGAUGGUGCGGUAUUUUACAACAAAGAACGCACACGAAACAUUGUCAAGUAUGACCUAAGGACACGCAUCAAGAGCGGCGAGGCCAUUAUCACAAACGCUAACUACCAUGACACCUCUCCUUACCGCUGGGGAGGGAAAUCGGACAUCGACUUGGCUGUGGAUGAGAGCGGCCUGUGGGUGAUCUACGCCACCGAGUCCAACAACGGACGACUGGUGGUCAGCCAGGUGAAUCCUUACACCCUGCGCUUUGAAGGCACCUGGGAGACCACCUUUGACAAGAGGAUGGCAUCCAAUGCCUUCAUGGCGUGCGGUGUGCUGUACGCAGUGCGGUCCGUCUACCAGGACGAUGACAGCGAGGCGGGCGGCGACCUGAUCAUGUACGCCUACAACACAAACCACGGGCGCGAGGAAUCCGUCAACAUGCCUUUCCCCAACCCCUAUCAGUAUAUUUCCUCUGUGGACUACAACCCUCGGGACAACCAGCUCUAUGUGUGGAACAACUAUAACGUGCUGCGCUACUCCCUUGAGUUUGGACCCCCAGAUCCCACCACAGGCCCUCUGACCACUACCCUAGUGGCCACCACUCUUCCAGCCAGGCCUUCCUCUGCAAGUGCCAGCCCCUCUACGGCUCGCCCUCUGGCCCCCACCUCGCGCCCAAUCGGCUCAAUCAACAAGCACCCUGAUCUUCGACCAAUCACAGCCACUGUGCCUGUCACCCGCCGGCCCCCCCUCCCUCCUCAAGACCUGGAGCCAAAUAUCUGCGAGUCCAAGCUGGUGCGAGGCGUCCAGUGGCCCACCACCCAGAGAGGAGAAACUGUAGACCGCCCAUGCCCCAAAGGGUCUCUCGGCAUCGCUUCGUUCCAGUGCUUGGCGGAGCAGGUCAUGUGGAACCCGCGGGGUCCUGACCUGAGUAACUGCACCUCCCCGUGGGUCAACCAGGUGGCCCAGAAGAUAAAGAGCGGGGAGAAUGCUGCCAACAUAGCAGGAGAGCUGGUGAACCACACGCGCAGCCGGAUCCAGGCGGGCGAUGUCAGCUCAUCCGUGCGGCUGAUCGAGCAACUACUGGACAUCCUGGAUGCCCAGCUCCAGGCCCUGAGGCCCGGAAACAAGGAGUCAGCUGCACGGAACUACAACAAGCUCCAGAAGCGAGAGCGGACCUGUCGGGCCUAUAUCCAGGCGGUGGUGCAGACGGUGGACAACCUGCUGCGUCCCGAAGCCCUGGAGUCGUGGCAGGACAUGAACACCACAGAGCAGGCGCACACGGCCACCAUGCUACUGGACGUCCUGGAGAAAGGAGCUUUCCUAUUGGCCAACAACAUGUACGGGUUACGCUUUUCUGAUCGAGCGCCCAGCAUUGAUCUGGAGGUGCAUGUUUUAAACACAGAGAUGGACCAGCAGGACUUAUCCUUCCCACAGAACUACGCCAGCGACAGCACCAUCCAGCUCUCAGCCUCCACCAUCAAACAGUACAGUCGUAACGGACAAGUCAAGGUGGUGUUCAUCUUAUAUAAAAACGUGGGAUCCUUCCUGUCCACGGAGAACGCCACAGUGAAGAUGGAGGUGGAUGGGCUGAGCCACGAUAAGAAGCGCCUGGCAGUCAACUCCCAUGUGAUCGCUGCCUCCAUCAACAAAGAGUCCAGCCGAGUGUUUCUCAUUGAGCCCGUUGUCUUCACGCUCAAACACCUACAGUUGGACAAUUAUUACUCUCCAAAUUGCUCCUUCUGGAACUACUCUGAGCGCUCCAUGACGGGCCAGUGGUCGUCGCAGGGCUGCAAGCUGCUGGACACCAACAGCACACACACCACCUGCUCCUGCAGCCACCUCACCAACUUCGCCGUGCUUAUGGCUCAUCACGAGCCCGAUUACCAGGGGCGAAUGCAUGAACUGAUCCUGUUUGUGAUCACCUGGGUUGGGAUUGUCAUCUCCCUAGUGUGUCUAGCCAUCUGCAUCUCCACCUUCUGCUUCCUGCGAGGCCUGCAGACCGACCGCAACACCAUCCACAAGAACCUCUGCAUCAACCUCUUCAUCGCAGAGCUGCUCUUCCUCAUCGGCAUCGACAAGACAGAAUACCAGAUUGCCUGUCCCAUCUUUGCUGGCCUUCUGCAUUUCUUCUUCUUGGCUGCCUUCUCCUGGAUGUGUCUGGAGGGUGUGCAACUCUAUCUCAUGCUGGUGGAAGUCUUUGAAAGCGAAUACUCCCGCAAAAAGUACUACUAUCUGUGCGGCUACUGCUUCCCCGCACUAGUGGUGGGCAUCUCUGCGGCCAUAGACUACAGGAGCUAUGGGACCAAGAAAGCAUGCUGGCUGCGAGUGGAUAACUACUUCAUCUGGAGCUUCAUUGGACCUGUUUCAUUUGUUAUUAUGCUCAACCUCAUUUUCCUCAUGAUCACUUUACACAAGAUGGUACGCAACUCUUCAGCACUCAAACCUGACUCCAGCCGCCUGGAUAACAUUAGGUCAUGGGCUCUGGGGGCCAUUGCUCUGCUGUUCCUUCUGGGGAUGACGUGGGCUUUCGGCCUCCUCUUCAUCAAUGAAAACACAGUUAUUAUGGCUUACCUCUUUACCACCUUCAACGCCUUUCAGGGCAUGUUCAUCUUCAUCUUCCACUGUGCCCUGCAAAAGAAGGUCCAUAAGGAGUACAGUAAGUGUCUGCGUCACUCCUACUGCUGCAGCCGCACCUCCACCACCAGCUCCCACGGCUCCCUGAAGAACUCGGGCCUGCGUGCCAACAACCGCUACUACAGCGGCAGCCAAGCCCGCCACGCAGCAGCCCACCGACAGAGUCGGAUCCGCAGGAUGUGGAACGACACGGUUCGAAAGCAGACGGAAUCUUCUUUCAUGGCGGGAGAUAUCAAUAACACCCCAACACUCAACCGCGCGACCAUGGGCAACCACCUUUUGACGAACCCAGUUUUACAGACUCGCACUGGCACCUCUCCUUACAACACGCUGCUGGCCGAGAGCUUCACCCCCCCCUCACCUGGCGUCUUCAACUCUACUGGAACCUUCCGUGACCCGAAAAGCACGUUAUCAAAGGCCCGCGAUCCAUGUGGGAUGGAAACCCUGCCCUUGAAUGGUAACUUCAACAACAGCUACUCCCUGCGCAGCGGCCCAGGGGGUGUAGGCGGGGGCAGCUGUGACUUCCUUGGUGGUGGGGGAGGAGAAAGUUCCCCAACCCUCCUCAAUCCUCGCAGCUCAGAGGCCCUUGGAGGCGGGGGCAUCCGACGAAACCUCUCCGAUGCCGCGGCCUUCGAGAAAAUGAUCAUCUCUGAGCUUGUGCACAACAACCUGAGAGGGAGUGGAGGAGGAUGCGACGUAGGGGACAGAGUGUGUGGCAGCCUGGCCAGGGGACGUCCUCAUGGAGGGGUCGGUCGGGGGACAACAGGGGCCGGGCCAGAACCAUCUAUCAGCAUGGAUGAAGAGGAGGACUAUAUGAGAGAGGGACGGCAGCGCACCCCACAGGAUGUGGAGCUGCUCUACAAAGCUCUGGAGGAGCCCCUGUUGUUGCAGCGCGCGCAGUCCGUCCUCUACCAGAGCGACCCCGAGGAGUCCGAGAGCUACACGGCCGACCUCACCGAGAGCCUGGGCCACAGCGGCCACAGCGGCCAGAGUGCUGGGGGGCAGACGGGCAGCAGAGCACCAGACUCCCCCGCCCGUGACUCCCUGUACACCAGCAUCACCAACCUGCGAGACUCUCCAUACCCCGACAGCAGCCCCGAACCCCUGGAGGUGGUUCCCCGCUCAGCCCAGCCCCCCGAGGAGCUGUACUACAGCUCUGGGAGGCCCGCACUGGGCUCCCGCGGGGCCCCAAUGCAGACCUUCUACCAGGCCACACACCGGAGACCGAGUGGGGAGGGACACCAGGGUCAAGAGCCCGCCCAUAAUGAGGGAGACGGACAGAUGCAGCUGGUCACCAGCCUGUGACUGGAGGCUGAAGGAGGAAGUUGGAGACAUAUGUGAUGGCCAAAGCCGCCUCCUAGCCUGCCUCGUUUUGCGUCUCUCCACUUUCUGCUUGUUUGGUUGCCUUUCUUUCACUCGACUUUUAUUUAGCUAACAGAUGAGCAAACAGAGUGACCUUCAUGGGGGAGUCAUGGCUGAGUCAGCCUUUAUCUUAAACCCUCCCCAGUCUUCUGGAGAUAAGUGAUGGGAGUUUUGUCGCAGAGCAUUCGUUAUGCUUUCUUUAACUCUGUUCCCCCCCAAAGUUCUUUUGUGACCCUAAGGCCAAGUCCAGCACUCUGAAUGUAUCACAAUCUACCCCGUUUACCUUCAGAUAUUUCAGAAACUUUAAAACUUUGUAAAAGUUUUUUUUAUUGUUAUUACUCAUCAGACCUGCCUCCGGAGAUGGGAAUAUUAUUUUGUAUUUUAUCUCAUUUCCCUUUCGUAACAUCCAUUGGUCUUUUUUUAUGUCAUCGUUUGAUAGGAGUAGCUAGCUGUGGAGACAGGGAAUAUAAUACACUAUUAUAACCUAAAAAGAAGUCUCACAGAAAGCUCUUCAUUGUUGCCAAAAAUAUAUUUUAUUGAGCCAGAACAGAAACUAGAACAUUCACAAACACAUUCACAUAUAUGCUCACUUAUCCAGAAGUGCUCAUUACUGAACAUCAAAAGUCAAAAUCGUACUUCAUCUAAGUAAAGGGAACACGCUUUUGUUCCAAGCAGGCAGUGGGAGCUGAUUCAGUUGCCUUCAUUUUCUCUUGCUGUGAAUCGACGACUAUGUACAGAAGUGGAGUAAAAGCAGAGACUGAAACGCUGCCCCCCCCCCCUCCAGAGCAGAAGAAUCUGCAUCCUAAAGACUGGCCACUCCUCUCCACUGUUCUCUCUGGUUGUUUGCUUUAGGCAUUUGAAAAGUUAAAUGACUGCCUUGCUAUUGUUUUUAUGAGAGUAUUCAAUUUGUUGACUUUUGGUCUGCAUCCUUUGGGGGCUGCGAGGGCCCCCUGUACUUUGCUGUUAGAGCCUAGCCAGUUGAAGUGGACUUGUUUCCUGUGUGUGGUUGUGACAAGAAAGACUAUAAACACCGCGAAAGCACUGGUCGACCAAUUGGUAUAGCCGUGUACAUAGGAACCACACAUGAAUCUACUUUAUUCCUAAUAUGUAAAUAGACACAACAGAUGAUCAAAAGCAACAAAAUUAACAAAUACUAUGAAAAAUGACUUCUUGUACUGCAACAAAUCAACGAAAGAAAAAAAUAAAAUGUUUUGGAGUUUGUGAACUGAAUGAUAAUGGUCUCUCUCCCCGGUAGCGUGAUCUAUUGCUUGUCUGUGCCAUUCAGUGAAAAAUCUAGGGAUCCAAUGGAGAUGUAAAUGCAGAGAGAGAGACAGAUUAUAAUGUCUAGUAGAUUUUAUUUAUAUAUAAAUAUAUGAAAAACGGAAAACGAAAAAAUCAUGGCACCAUUUUGAUGUAAUAUAUACACCCAGGUUGUUAAUGUUUGACCUUUGACAUUCCCAGGGUGGGAUUGCCAAAGGCAGCGGGAGGUGUGAGGAAAGCGAGAUAGAUGUUGCCAAAUGUCAUUCUGUGCCUCAAGGGCACGAUAAAGCAUUGUGAGUAACGGCAGCAUCCAUAAAGUGAUUUUGUUUGUAUUAUUUGGAAGAUGUAACCAGAUAACACUUACUUACGACAUGGGUUUUAGCAUGUAUGAUAAUGACAUUUGUUUCGCUAUCUGGAAAAAUUGCAUUUAGCUGUUUCUUAAAGGUAGUUUCAGCACUUCUCAAAAGCUUAAUGUGACAAUUCAUUGAUUACCUGUGUGCAUGUGUUUGUGUGUAAUUAUGAAUGCGUCUGAAUGGCUGGUUGUGUGUGUGUGUGUGUGUGUGUGUGUGU